GAUUUUAGACAGCAAGAAUCAGCUUCGUGGGCAAGACAACGCCUUUACGAGUGCGAAAUUAACCAUCCGGAUUGCGCAUUGCCAACCUCCCUGUUUCUUCCCAGAAGGUUGUUGGAAAUCAAUACGUUCAGUGAAGAGAGCGGAAUGUGCGUCCGCGUUCAUUUGAAAACUUCCUCCGAACUCGAUGCCGCCAGAACGAAAUACGCGACUCUAUCCUACUGUUGGGGAGGUCCACAAGAGUUCCAGUUGAAUGGUGGCACAGAAGACACGUUAAAGCGUGGGGUAUCAGCUUCAAUUCUUCCCAAAACCAUCCGUGACGCUAUCCAAGUGACCUCGAAUCUUGGGAUUCGUUGGAUUUGGAUCGACAGUCUUUGUAUUCACCAAGACAGCUCAGAGGAUAAAGCGACCGAAGUUGCGCAAAUGCACAAAAUAUAUGCAGGUUCUUUCAUUACAUUCUCAGCUAGUAGGGCUAGCAGUUGCAAUCAAGGGUUUCUUCAUCAAUGCUCUCUGCCUACUCCAGGAACAAUCGGGUACAGAUUACCCUUUGCUUCGCCAUCUGGAAGACUAGGAUCCGUAAUACUCUCUAGCAGUCAGAUGAAAUCGCCGAUUGAUGAACGCGGCUGGACUUUCCAAGAGCAUCUGCUUGCCCGUCGAGUUCUUCGAUUUACCGAUUUCGAACUCCACUGGUCUUGUGGGAGUAUUUCGAUGCAUGAGAAUGAUACAAUUCAAAGCUUACCAUCAUCACUCAUUCGCCUCCUAGACAAGACGUACAAGAUGUAUAAGGGUAUUCGUACCGAGAACCGAAGCUGCAGGAAUUGGAUGGACAUUGUUGAGCAUUAUACUUAUCGCGAGUUAUCGGACGAGUGGGAUAGACUUCCAGCAAUAUCUGGAAUAGUCCAGGCUUGGGCUCAAACAUCAAAUGAUCGCUAUCUUGCAGGCCUCUGGGAAUCACAUCUUCCUUUAGGGCUACUGUGGUCCCAUGAACAGCCAUUUCGGCAAGACGAAUUCCAAGCAUAUCGUGCACCUUCAUGGUCAUGGGCUUCUACCGUUGGA
Molecule: messenger RNA, 1053 nt
Organism: Bipolaris victoriae FI3
Lineage: Eukaryota; Fungi; Ascomycota; Dothideomycetes; Pleosporales; Pleosporaceae
Exons: 1
Source: RefSeq, a predicted model, not a curated record